CGGUACUGCAGGCGGAAGUGCUGCACCUGUUGAGGUAAAAGUCUGUUCCCCCUGCCGGAAACUUUGACGGCUCACCUGGUCUACCUGGACCCACCGACCCGCGGACUGCUGGGAAGGUUCUGGACGUUCUGCGGCGGUUCUGGAAGGAGACCGGCUUAAUGGAUAAACUGAAGCAGGUUCUGGGCGGACAGGACGGCGGCGGCAGCUCGGAUGGGAGCGGCAUACUGGAGACAGCCAAUCAGGCGUCCACUCUGGCCUGGGGGACCCGGAUGAAGGGCUUCCUCAUCUGCUUCAUACUGGGGGCCGUCUGCUCCAUACUGGCCACCUGCCUGCUGUGGAUCCCAGGGUUUGGACUUCCUGUGUUCGCUGUCCUCUACACCGUAGGAAACCUCUGCGCUCUGGCCAGCACCAUGUUCCUGAUUGGUCCGUUACGGCAGCUGAAGAACAUGUGUGCUAAGGUCCGAGCCCUGGCCACCGCCAUCAUGCUGGCCUGCCUGGUUCUGACUCUGUGCGCUGCGUUCUGGUGGAAGAACAACGGCUUGGCGCUGCUGUUCUGCGUGCUGCAGUUUCUGGCCUUCACCUGGUACGGCCUGUCUUACAUCCCAUUCGCCAGAGACGCCGUCACCAAGCUGUUCUCCAUCUGCAUGUAGAUCCACCAAUCAGGACGCAGGAUGCCGGGGUGUGUAUCCAAUCAGGAAUCAGGGUUUUUAUUUAUUAAUAAGCACAUUUUAUUUAAUUUUCCAUUUUAACAUCAAAUAAAGCACCUUUUGUUUCCACAUUUCACAUUCAGGCUUUUAGAAAUUAAACACUACAGGACAACCAAGCACCGUUUGAGUAAAAAUAUGAAUAAAAAAAUAAAAAAUAUUUAAAACUACGGUGGAGUUUUAGGGCCAGACUAAGAGAAUUUUAUUAAUGUCAAGAAUAUCAGAAUAAAAAUGUAAUGUUAACAGAAGUCACAAAAUUACAAGAAAAAUCUUUUUUAAUAAAAAAAGACAUUAUUCUUGUACUAUUAUGACUUUAUUCUCAUGCUAUUAUGAUGUUACUCUCAUAUUGUUGCAACUUCACUCUCAUAAUUUCGAUAAACUAAAUUCUUUUAGUCUGACCCUAAUUCUACAUUGUAAAAAGUAAAUGAACAGGGUACAAUAUUAAAGCAUUUUGGUCACAUUUCUGGUGUUGCAGUUUUUUAUCAGGAGCUUCUGACCUUUGUUACAAUUAAAUAUUUUGACAUUUGAUUAGAACCUGAUUGAUUCAUGAAGAAAAACACAUAAAUCUGAUGAAAACCUUUUGGUAUCCGUCUGCUUUCAGUCACCUAACCAAUGAAGCUUCAGCUGUUUUAUAAUAUUUAAUUAUCUGAUCAGAAAACAUUUCAGAUUUGCUGAAUUAUUUAGAGUUUGUAUUAUAAUCAUAACUUCAGUGUCUGAAUGUGAGCCUGUUAUUAUUAAUGUGUUACGGUAACAAAUUCAGUUGGUCCUGAAUGGGUCAAACCUGCCCAAAUUUCUAAGGACAGUUCACAAAGGUUUCUAUUUUUGGAACAACAUAAAGGUCAGAAAAGUGAAAUAAAUAAAAAACAAAAGCAUAAAAAAAUGAUAGAAAUAAGAAAAGGUGAAGAAAAUGGAAAUAUGAAGAGAAUUUUAUUGAAUUGAUAAUAUUUGUAUCAUUUUAAUUUAUUUAUUUCUGAUUUGUCUUGAUUUUUAUUGGUCCUGUUAUUGUUCCAUAUAAGCAGGUUUCUAUUGGGUCAAGCUGUUAUUAUAAUUAUUAAUACUGAAUUUAGUGUGAAGGCAUGAAACAUUUCAUUAUUAUUAUUAUUUUUAUUAUUAUUAUUAUUAUUAUUAUUAUUAUUAUUAUUAUUAUGCAGCUGCAGAGGAGCUGAUUCUUUGUGGUUUCUGACCUGGUUGCUAAUUUUGCCUGAGAACAAAUCCACUAAUGUUCCUUCGUUCCUGUUGGAGUUUUAACUAUUAUAGGAUGCAUUUCAUCUGAAUUAUUUUAUUAAUUGAUUCCUUUAUGUAAAUGAUUGUAAAUAUUUCCUGCUUUAACAACAUUUAAUUGAUUUUUCUUAACAUUUCAUUGAAAUAUUUCCAUAAAUUAUUUAAAUUGGAGCAUUUCACUGAGAGCUCCUCCUUCCUGUAAGCGUUAGCUUGACUUCUAUCAAAAACAGCUAGCGCCCCCUUCAGUCCCGGUGAGGAACUGAAAGGUGAUUUUAUUUUCAUGAAAACAUUAUUUGUGAACCUUCUGGUUUUGGGUCCAGAUGGUUUCUCCAGAACCAUUUCACCUGUUUUUUUGUUGGUUUUUUUUGUAUUUCCUGUUGGAUCUGAAUAAAUGUAUUUUUGAGCCAAA
Poecilia latipinna (sailfin molly) is the source of this 2334-nucleotide messenger RNA. Its product is annotated as vesicle transport protein SFT2B. Gene Ontology annotation, biological process: vesicle-mediated transport. NCBI's taxonomy places the organism in Eukaryota, Metazoa, Chordata, Actinopteri, Cyprinodontiformes, Poeciliidae. Gene Ontology annotation, cellular component: membrane. The coding region runs from base 159 to 650 and encodes 163 amino acids. The transcript has 8 exons. The record is from RefSeq and is a predicted model, not a curated record.